CGCGCAACUUAUAGUGUUCUGAAUAAAUAAAAUCAAACACGAGAAUACUGAAGACGACAGUUUGUGGACGGCCGUUGUUUCGCUGACAGUGGAUAAAACAAAUUUAAACUGACUGAAGAACAACAAAAAGCAAGGAUUUCGUAACAAGGAAUAAAACAAGACAAAAUGUUGUCAAUAAUAUUCCAAAUAUCCGGCGUGUUCGUUUUGAUUUAUUUGUAUUUGGUGUGGAAUUUCCAGUACUGGAAAAAUCGCAAAGUUACAAGUGUAAGAUCAUAUCCGAUACUCGGUUCGUUUCCGAAGUCAUUUAUGCAAAAAAUAAACCUUUGCGACGAACACAUGGCAGUCUAUAAACAGUACCGUGGUAAGAGCCCAUUCGUUGGCAUCAUGUCUGGUCGAACUCCAAAACUACUAAUCAUCGACAGUCAAGUUGCUAAAGAUAUUUUGGUGAAAGAUUUCAAAAAAUUUCGUGACAACGACGUUGCGUCACUCACCGAUAAAGAAACCGAUCCGAUAUUUAAACGCAAUCCAAUUAUGCUCGAAGGUGCCGAAUGGAAAGAAAAACGAGCCGAAGUCACACCCGCAUUUACGCGUAGCAAAUUGAAGGCUAUGUAUGCGUAUAUUGAUGAAGUCUGCAUAAAAAUGACGAAAUUCGUCCAUUAAGAAAUUCAAAAGGAGCAUCCGGAUGGAUUUGAUGCAAAAGAUGUACUCAGUUCUCGAUAAGAUAAUGUCAUUGAUUGCCGAAUUAUUCCAACGAAGAUUUUUUCAGCUAGCUGCAAAAUACGCCGUUGACGUUGUGGCAAGUUGCAUCUACGGUGUCGAUUCGAAGGCAUUUUCGGACGAGGAAUCUGAUAUCCGUAAAGCGGGCUCGACCAUAUUCGAACCGGAUGCCAAGUUUAUCAUCUACUUUUUGCUAGUUUUUAUGUUUCCAUUCAUCGCGAAAAUAUACCGAAUGCCAUUCGUGACAAAGGGUACACAGGACUUUUUCACGAAACUGAAGGAAGACGCAAUUAGAUUGCGGGAAGAGCAAAAAAUCGAACGAAAUGACUAUCUAAAUUAUUUGUUGCAGUUAAAAAAGAAAAAGAAUUUGCCAGACAUUGAUGUGGUGGCACACACUACAACGUUUCUUUUAUACGGUUUCGAAACGUCCAGCAUUACAAUUUCACAUAUGUUGUACUAUUUGGCGGCAAACAAAUCGGUUCAGAAUAGAUUACGGAAGGAGAUCUAUGACAAUAUCGGUAAAAAUGGGCGCAUCGAAUUUGACGUUCUGAAUGAUAUGAAAUACAUGGAUCAAGUUUUCCACGAAACGUUGCGCAAAAAUCCACCUAACGGUAUUGCAGCAAAAGUUUGCACAAUCUCAACGAAUCUAACCGAUUACGAGGGUAAUGCCGUACCGAUUGAGAAAGGAAUGGUGGUUCAAAUACCGACGUACUGUUUCCAUCACGAUGACCGAAUCUAUUCCAAUCCGGAAGUAUUCAAUCCGGACCGAUUCAGUUCAGAAAAUGGUGGAUUGAAAGCAUACAAGGACAAAGGAGCUUUUCUGGGCUUUUUAGAUGGACCCAGACAAUGUUUCGGAAUGAGAUUUGCAAUGGCCCAGUCGAAGGCAGCUGUAGCAGAGAUAUUAAAAAAAAUCGAAGUCAUUGUAAAUGCAAAAACGCAGGAACCUCUUGUACUUGACCCUAAAGCCUUUCUGCUCGUUCCAGUUGGUGGAUUGUGGCUUAAUUUGAGAGCUCUGUAGAAGAUGUGCAGUGAUCACGUUGAAUAUAGCC
Messenger RNA from Bradysia coprophila, 1766 nucleotides. RefSeq names its product putative cytochrome P450 28d1. Gene Ontology annotation, molecular function: monooxygenase activity; heme binding; iron ion binding. The record is from RefSeq and is a predicted model, not a curated record. NCBI's taxonomy places the organism in Eukaryota, Metazoa, Arthropoda, Insecta, Diptera, Sciaridae.